AGGGCAGGACCAUGUGGACUUUGGCCAGCCUGAGCCCCACACCGUGCUUUUCCAUGAGCCGGGCAGCUUCUCUGUGUGGGUGGGUGGACGUGGCAAGGUCUACCUCUUCAACUUCCCCGAGGGCAAGAAUGCCUCUGUGCGCACGGUGAACAUCGGCUCUCCGAAGGGGUCCUGCCAGGACAAGCAGGACUGCGAGAACUAUAUCACUCUCCUAGAGAGGCGGGGAAAUGGGCUGCUGGUCUGUGGCACCAAUGCCCGGAAGCCCAGCUGCUGGAACUUGAUGAAUGACAGUGUGGUGGUGCCACUUGGUGAGAUGAAAGGCUAUGCCCCCUUCAGCCCGGAUGAGAACUCCCUGGUUCUGUUUGAAGGGGAUGAAGUGUACUCUACCAUCCGGAAGCAGGAAUACAAUGGGAAGAUCCCUCGGUUCCGCCGCAUCCGGGGCGAGAGUGAGCUGUAUACCAGCGAUACAGUCAUGCAGAACCCCCAGUUCAUCAAGGCCACCAUUGUGCACCAAGACCAAGCCUAUGAUGAUAAGAUCUACUACUUCUUCCGGGAGGACAAUCCUGACAAGAACCCAGAGGCUCCUCUCAAUGUGUCCCGAGUGGCCCAGUUGUGCAGGGGCGACCAGGGUGGUGAGAGUUCUUUGUCGGCCUCCAAGUGGAACACCUUCCUGAAAGCCAUGCUGGUGUGCAGUGACCCAGCCACCAACAGGAACUUCAAUCGACUGCAGGAUGUCUUCUUGCUCCCUGACCCCAGUGGCCAGUGGAGGGACACCAGGGUCUAUGGUGUUUUCUCUAACCCCUGGAACUACUCAGCUGUUUGUGUGUAUUCUCUUGGUGACAUCGACAAAGUCUUCCGUACCUCUUCACUCAAGGGCUAUCACAUGGGCCUUCCCAACCCUCGACCUGGCAUGUGCCUCCCCAAAAAGCAACCCAUACCAACGGAAACCUUCCAGGUUGCUGAUAGUCACCCAGAGGUGGCACAGAGGGUGGAGCCCAUGGGGCCACUGAAAACACCGUUGUUCCACUCUAAGUACCAUUACCAGAAGGUGGUCGUCCACCGCAUGCAAGCCAGCAAUAGAGAGACCUUCCAUGUCCUUUAUCUAACCACAGACAGGGGCACUGUUCACAAGGUGGUGGAAUCAGGGGACCAGGGACACAGCUUCGUCUUCAACAUCAUGGAGAUCCAGCCCUUCCACCGUGCAGCUGCCAUCCAGGCCAUAUCAUUGGAUGCUGACCGGCGGAAGCUAUACGUGAGCUCCCAGUGGGAAGUGAGCCAGGUGCCCCUGGAUAUGUGUGAGGUCUACAGCGGGGGCUGCCAUGGCUGCCUCAUGUCCCGAGAUCCCUACUGCGGCUGGGACCAGGAUCGCUGCGUGUCUAUCUACAGUUCCCAACGGUCAGUGCUGCAGUCUAUUAACCCAGCUGAGCCACACAAAGACUGCCCCAACCCCAAACCAGACGAUGCCCCACUGCAGAAGGUUUCCCUGGCCCGAAACUCUCGAUACUACCUGACCUGCCCCAUGGAGUCCCGCCACGCCACCUACUUAUGGCGCCAUGAGGAGAAUGUGGAACAGAGCUGUGAACCAGGCCACCAAAGCCCUAGCUGCAUCCUUUUCAUCGAGAACCUCACAGCCCGUCAGUAUGGUCACUACCGCUGUGAGGCCCAAGAGGGUUCCUACCUCCGUGAGGCUCAGCACUGGGAGCUGCUGCCUGAGGACAGAGCCCUUGCCGAACAGCUAAUGGGCCAUGCUCGGGCCCUGGCCGCCUCCUUCUGGCUGGGAGUCCUGCCCACACUCAUACUUGGCCUGCUGGUUCACUAGGGCUUCUAGGAGCGUGGGGCACCCCAGGCUUCUGUAACCCAGGAGUACUAGAAAUAAGUCACACUCACAGCCGGCCGGCCCGGGAGCUCGUUGUCCACCGAUUCUUCCAGGGGUACUAAAUAAUCCAGUGGGGGACAAAGGGCAUGGAGAUGUCCAGCCGCAGGCGGCUGCUGGGGCCCAGGUGGGGUAGGGACAGUGAGGGACUGCAAAAUGAAGGCAUCGACUGUGAAGCUGGGCCAUCAGUGACCCCAGACUUUAUCUUCCCAAGACUAUUUUUCAAAAUCUCCUCACACUUGACUUCGUGCAGCGAUGCACUUGGCCUGAGAGCCCAGCAGCCUGGCAGUGGCUUUGGGAAGGAAGUUGGGGCUCUCAUCUCUGGACCUUGGGGCCCAGGCCUGGGUCCUUUGGGACCACUGUGCCCAACUGCUUCCUUCCCUGCCCCACUGCUGGGUGGCCAGUGUUCCUGCAGACCCAGGCUGCUCCUCUGCACCUCCCUCACAGCCUGGGUCCCACCGGACAGCGCCUUGCAUGUUUAUUGAAGGAUGUUUGCUUUCCGGACGGAAGGACGGAAAAAGCUCUAUUUUUAUGUUAGGCUUAUUUCAUGUAUAGCUACUUCUGACUGCAUCUGUAUGAAAUACCAAAACUACAUGCUGGGGG
This is a messenger RNA of Microtus oregoni (creeping vole), 2476 nucleotides long. Its product is annotated as semaphorin-7A-like. NCBI's taxonomy places the organism in Eukaryota, Metazoa, Chordata, Mammalia, Rodentia, Cricetidae. Gene Ontology annotation, molecular function: chemorepellent activity; semaphorin receptor binding; integrin binding. The record is from RefSeq and is a predicted model, not a curated record. Gene Ontology annotation, biological process: axon guidance; positive regulation of ERK1 and ERK2 cascade; neural crest cell migration. The transcript has 13 exons. Gene Ontology annotation, cellular component: external side of plasma membrane. Bases 281 to 1819 code for a protein of 512 amino acids.